UCGCGGAAUGCUAAUGACGUGCAGGCGAGGCCUGAAGGAUAUUUCGAACGACUUCGACAACGACCGUAUGGAUUGCUGCCGUAUACGGAACCCUGCGUAUGGAAAGUUAUGAAGCCUAUUUUGCUUCAUAGAGUCGCCGCCCCAUCAACGUCCGUUCUGAGCUUCCUACGAGCUCAAGUCACCAAUGCGUUCGAGCGGCCGUUGGCGCAAUGCGCCCAGGUAGCCCCGCAACGACGCAGAUACGGCACGAAGAUCAGGUCACAAACACUGUUGGGAGAUGCAGCACGCGGGGCGAACACGCAAGGUUGGAAGAGAGGAGUAGGCGCUGGAAGUAGGACAUUCGCAACUUCGCAAUGUCUCUCGGGCACGAAGAUCUCGCAACCAGUCUUCGAGAAUUCACUCGUCGCCCCACAGACCACUGCUCUCCCCGUACGAGAUGUUGAUUCUCAGGGCCAUCGGAGGUUCUCUACAACUUCCACGAACAAAGCGUGGAACAUCUUCCGCUCAGCAAAGAUGCGAAGAUUGGCCCAACUGCAAGCACCGCAACCGCCACCGGAUGAAUCAUCUUCAGGUGCAACGGGGUUUGGAAGUAGCCUGGGACGUAUAAUGCGACCUACCAACGAACUCAAAAUGCGUUGUACGGAACUUGACGAACACGGCAAUGUAACGCUCGUUAGUGGAGAGUUCAAGAAGAGCGAACUUAUCGCCAAGUACGGUCUACUUCCUCGUGAUCUUCGCAAGAUCGAUUCCUCGCUCCUCCCGCAUAUUCUCGUUCGACCUUCGGCGAUCCUGAUAAACCUCCUGAACCUUCGUGUCCUCCUGAAGCACAACCGCGUCCUUGUAUUUGAUGCAUACGGUACCACCGAUUCGAAGUCACAGUCCGUGUUCAUGUACGAUCUCGAUCUCAAACUGCGCCAGAAAGAAUCCACAAUCAAUGGUACCCUCGCCUACGAAUUCCGAGCCCUAGAAGCUGUUCUUAUAAGCGUAACACUGAGCUUGGAGAAGGAAUUCGAAGGCGUCAGUGAACCAGUGGUUCGAGUUCUGCGAGAGCUCGAAGAAGACAUCGACAGGGACAAGCUGCGGUACCUGCUCAUCUACAGUAAGAAGCUGGGUAGUUUCGAACAAAAGGCAAGAUUGGUCAGAAACGCACUGGAGGAAUUGCUGGAGGCCGACGACGAUCUUAGCGCCAUGUAUUUGACAGAGAAGGCAGAAGGCAAGACACGGGAAGAAGACGAUCAUACCGAAGUCGAAAUGCUCCUUGAAUCCUACCACAAGGUCGCCGACGAAAUCGUACAAGCUGCCGAGAACUUGGUAUCUAGCAUCAGGAACACUGAGGAGAUAGUCAAAGCUAUUUUGGACGCCAACCGCAAUUCCCUUAUGCUUCUCGACCUCAAGUUCUCCAUUCUUACCCUUGCAAUCACUGCCGGAACCUUUGUUGCGGCUCUAUACGGCAUGAACCUGAAGAACUUUAUCGAAGAAUCCGAUCUUGGUUUCUUCGGCAUAAGCGCUUGGUGUACCGUGUUUGGUUUUAUCGUCGCUGUAUACGGACUUUCAAGGCUUCGUAAGGUGCAACGGGUCAGCAUGUAUGGUCAUGGACCUGGUGCGCUUGUUAGCAGGGAGCCAACUAGACCAACAGUAGCUCCAGGCAAUACAUGGGGCCUUGGUGCAUGGGGUGGCGGUAGUAGGAACGGAGUUAGUCGAGGGGAUAUGGGUAGUACGAUGCCGUCUGGUGCACCAGAUCUGGGCGGUAUAACGAAGAGGGGUGACACGCUGGCAAGUGUCGUGGAAAGAGAAAGGGCGUUGGCAAGGAAGUUGGCCAAGAUGGAACAGAGGGCUGAUGACGCUACGAGACGGUAA
Molecule: messenger RNA, 1857 nt
Organism: Alternaria burnsii
Lineage: Eukaryota; Fungi; Ascomycota; Dothideomycetes; Pleosporales; Pleosporaceae
Product: inner membrane magnesium transporter mitochondrial precursor
Exons: 3
Biological process (GO): mitochondrial magnesium ion transmembrane transport
Cellular component (GO): mitochondrial inner membrane
Molecular function (GO): magnesium ion transmembrane transporter activity
Source: RefSeq, a predicted model, not a curated record